Magallana angulata is the source of this 1150-nucleotide messenger RNA. RefSeq lists its product as uncharacterized. The record is from RefSeq and is a predicted model, not a curated record. NCBI's taxonomy places the organism in Eukaryota, Metazoa, Mollusca, Bivalvia, Ostreida, Ostreidae. The transcript has 13 exons. The coding region runs from base 72 to 1115 and encodes 347 amino acids.
AAGAAUCAAUAUUAUUUUAUCGUUUCUUUCGUCGAAUCCAAGUGUUGCUUGAUCGACACUUUGCAAAGUACAUGGAGGCGUACAGAUUGUUGGUUUUUCUCUGGGUGUUUUUGGUUGCCAUCGAAACAGCACCAACGGCGUCUAAAGCUUGCUACGAUGUGCUGGGACGGGACUGUUUCCGGUACAAGGACACAGACUGUGUGGGACCGUUUGAGACCUGGGCUAGAAAGAACUGUAGUUUGAGGUGUGGAUACUGCCCUCAGAAACUUCCGUGUGUGGACAAUUUAGAUUACUGUAAUGAGUUUGGUAAGGAGGUUUGUGAUCAAGAGCAAUAUGGCCAAUACAUGAGAGAACAUUGCAGGAAAUUCUGUAACUUCUGCAGAGCCCCUACAGAAUACCUGGUCUCUAGUACACUGCCGACAACCACCCCAGAACCUACAACAACGACAACGGCGUUUAACUCAGUGUCUACGUGGUGUAGAGACAACUCGACGCUGAACUGCUGGCACUACCCUGACGAUAAGUGUGUAGGAGUUUACGAGGGUUGGGCCAGAGUCUACUGUCCUUAUAGAUGUGGAUACUGUCCAAAUUUACUGCCUCCCUGCCAAGACUGGGAUGUAAACUGCAAAGCGUACGUGGAUGGAUCGUGUACAAAUACGAAUUACCGCGCCUAUAUGAGAGAUCGCUGCAGGAAACAUUGUAAUGAGUGCAACUAUCCGGGACAAUACUUGAUGCCAAACACUCCACCCAGCACACAGUACUUCACUGUAAACACCGUGGCAGCCAAUGGAGUUUCUAAAUCUACUUCUACAUCCCCGCGAGUGUCUAAGUCAACAUCGACAUCUCCGCCCGUUUCUACUGAUCAUCUUGUCUUCAUCACACUUACAACAUUAACUACAGGUUUAGCAUGCCCAGAAUGUGACACAAACCUCAACUGUGUUUGGAAUCGGACCUGCUCAUCUGGAGACGUUUGCAUGCUGCUUCAAUAUCACAACGACCCACUCACAGUGCAUUGUUCUAAGAAACAAGACUGCAUUUUUAUGAAGACAAAUAUGCACGACGCGGUGAUCAAAUGUUGCGAGGAUCGUCAAUGUGUACAUAAUUUUAUACCAUAGAAAAACAAUUACAAUAAAAUAAUUGAAAACUAUCA